ACCGCAGCGCCCGCUGCUCGGAUCGGCGCUGUAGCCGCCGCCGCUGCUGCUGCCGCCGCCGCCGCCGCUGCUCUGGGCUCGGGACUCGGGACUCCAGGCGGGCGGCAGGCGCUCGGCGAGGCUCCGGCGCCCGCGGCUGCUGCUCUCCGGUGCCCGGGGCUGCGGCGCUCUGGGUCCCGGCCGCCGGCCCGGCGCCCCUGCGUUCGGGUCCCCGGUCCCGCGCCUUGCCCCGGAGAAAGCACUCCACCAGCUGAGCCGCCCGGGCUCCCGGGCUCGCGCCCUCGGGCCAUGAAGAGGGGCCCGUGAGGGGCGCGCGGAAGAGGUGCAGGAGGAGGGAGGCCGCGGAGGAGUGCGCGGGAGGCGCAGGAUGCCGCCGCCGCCGCCGCCGCCCGCCGACCCGGGGCGAGCCUGACUCCACACCCGAGGAUGGAGCCUGCGCUGGGCGCUGCGGCGGCUCCCGGUGCGCCCCCGACCAGCUCGGCAGACAAGACCCCCUGGGAAGUGGCAAGAGGGCACAGACUUGUUUGGUGUGCCAGGGAACCAGGCAGGCAGGGCCAUGGGCAGCCUCCCAUCUCUCCGGCUGACACCCAGGGACCUGAUUCUCAGAGAUGGUUGGUCAAUGGGUGUUGGUUGGAUGAGCCCAUGUCUGGGCUCGGGUAAAAGCCGAGGUGAAGGUGGGACCUCAGCCCUGCACUCCUUGCCCCUCCCUCCUGGUCUCCAGGUGCUGGGUGAUACUCUUGCUCUUGGGUGGGGUCUGGAGGCUUACCUUUGUGGUUAGGGUCAAGGCCAAGGCCAGGGCUCGGAGCUGAGCUUGAAUCCUGGCUGCACCACAGAUGAGCUGCGCGUGCUUGGACCAGCCCCCUCGCUGCUCCUCACCUGUGAAAGAUGGCAGUUGUACCUGCGGUAGCCUUUCUCUGUCCGGCGUGGUUGGCAGAAGAACCUCCCUCCCCAGCUGUCCCUUCCUGCGGGGCUCAGCAUCUGGGCUGCUGCGACUGAGCUGCCACCCCCCCACCCCCCGGAGUUUGCUGGCCACAGGGCUGCUGCGCAGGAGACCUGGCGGCUGUGGACUCCCCAGCUCGGAGCAGCCCCUCUUUGAGCUCGAAAGGUGGAGAAGCAGCCCCAUGAAGGUGCCCAGCCAUGCAAUGUUCGUGGAAGGCCGUCCUCCUCCUCGCCCUGGCCUCCAUCGCCAUCCAGUACACGGCCAUCCGCACCUUCACCGCCAAGUCCUUGCACACCUGCCCGGGGCUGGCCGAGGCGGGACUGGCCGAGCGGCUGUGCGAAGAGGGCCCCACCUUCACCUACAACCUCUCCCGCAAGACCCACAUCCUCAUCCUGGCCACCACGCGGAGCGGCUCCUCCUUCGUGGGCCAGCUCUUCAACCAGCACCUGGACGUCUUCUACCUGUUCGAGCCCCUCUACCACGUGCAGAACACGCUCAUCCCCCGCUUCACCCAGGGCAGGAGCCCCGCGGACCGGCGGGUCAUGCUGGGCGCCAGCCGGGACCUCCUGCGGAGCCUCUACGACUGUGACCUGCACUUCCUGGAGAACUACAUCAAGCCGCCGCCCGUCAACCACACCACCGACCGGGUCUUCCGCCGCGGGGCCAGCCGCGUGCUGUGCUCCCGCCCCGUCUGCGACCCCCCGGGCUCCGCCGACCUGGUGCUGGAGGAGGGCGACUGCGUGCGCAAGUGCGGCCUGCUGAACCUGACCGUGGCGGCCGAGGCCUGCCGGGAGCGCAGCCACGUGGCCAUCAAGACCGUGCGGGUGCCCGAGGUGAACGACCUGCGCGCUCUGGUGGAAGACCCCCGGCUGAACCUCAAGGUCAUCCAGCUGGUCCGAGACCCGCGGGGCAUCCUGGCUUCCCGCAGCGAGACCUUCCGGGACACCUACCGGCUCUGGCGGCUCUGGUACGGCACCGGGAGGAAGCCCUACAACCUGGACGUGACCCAGCUGACCACGGUGUGCGAGGACUUCUCCAACUCCGUGGCCACCGGCCUCAUGCGGCCCUCGUGGCUCAAAGGCAAGUACAUGCUGGUGCGCUACGAGGACCUGGCCAGGAACCCCAUGAAGAAGACGGAGGAGAUCUACGGGUUCCUGGGCAUCCCCCUGGACAGCCACGUGGCCCGCUGGAUCCAGAACAACACGCAGGGCGACCCCGCCUUGGGCAAGCACAAGUACGGCACCGUGCGCAACUCGGCGGCCACGGCUGAGAAGUGGCGCUUCCGCCUCUCCUAUGACAUUGUGGCCUUUGCCCAGAACGCCUGCCAGCGGGUGCUGGCGCAGCUGGGCUACCGGAUGGCCGCCUCGGAGGAGGAGCUCAAGAACCCCGCCAUCAGCCUGGUGGAGGAGCGGGACUUCCGCCCCUUCUCGUGACAGGGGCUCAGGGGUGGGCAUGAGGGGCACCUGGUGUCGGUUUUGAUAAAAUGGACCGUUUUUUAACUGUUGCCUUAUUUCCCCUUCCCUCUUCCACCCUGUCUUUGUGUCCUUCCUGCCCCCUGCCCCCCAUCCUCUGUCCCCCCACUUCCUCUGCCUCGUUUGUCUCUGAAAUUUGCACUAUGUCUUGGACAGGAAUCACUGGGGCAGAGGGGGAGUCAAGUGGGGUACAGCCCACCCCCCACCCCACCCCACCCCAUCCCAUUCAGACACACGGAUGUUGGGUCUCUGUGUGGAUGGUGGCAAUGUUUACAAGCACCACACUCACACAUUCACAUACGUACACACAUACACACAGGCGCCCACCAGGAGAGACACCCCAAACCACACAACUCCUGGAACUUUUGAAUGGACGAGUGGUCAGGGCAUGGUAAUUUUUGCACUGUUUACUUCUACAAGGUAAGAGGUUAAUGACAAAAAGGCCACCGCUCUCUAAGUUAUGAAUGGUGUCUGUCCCUCCUCAUCCGGCUUCCUGCCCCCAAUGCCCACUGCCCCCUUUGGAGCAUAGAAACUGCCCCCUCCUGCCCACCCUUGCCUGUCGGUGAGCAGGUUUUUACUGUGAGGUGAAUGUGGACCUUGUUUAUUUUUUCCAGACUGUGGCGAUGCUGUCUGUCUGUCUGAGUCUUGUGGCUGCCCCUGGACCAGUGAUGGCUGAUAAAUCUUAUGGGUUUCUGAUUGAUCUUAGGGUCCAUCUGUGAUAUUUCUUUGUGCCAAAAAGAAAAAAAAAAGAGUGGAUCAGUUUGCUAAAUGAACAUUGAAAUGCUUUAUCUGUGUUUUCUGUAAAUAAAAGAGUGCAAUAAUA
Messenger RNA from Myotis daubentonii (Daubenton's bat), 3235 nucleotides. RefSeq names its product carbohydrate sulfotransferase 1 (gene CHST1). Gene Ontology annotation, molecular function: N-acetylglucosamine 6-O-sulfotransferase activity; keratan sulfotransferase activity. The coding region runs from base 1138 to 2373 and encodes 411 amino acids. Gene Ontology annotation, cellular component: Golgi membrane. The record is from RefSeq and is a predicted model, not a curated record. The transcript has 5 exons. NCBI's taxonomy places the organism in Eukaryota, Metazoa, Chordata, Mammalia, Chiroptera, Vespertilionidae. Gene Ontology annotation, biological process: keratan sulfate proteoglycan metabolic process; N-acetylglucosamine metabolic process; carbohydrate metabolic process.